Molecule: messenger RNA, 5751 nt
Organism: Sciurus carolinensis (gray squirrel)
Lineage: Eukaryota; Metazoa; Chordata; Mammalia; Rodentia; Sciuridae
Gene: Aopep
Product: aminopeptidase O (putative)
Exons: 16
Coding region: 1386-3581 (731 amino acids)
Cellular component (GO): nucleolus
Molecular function (GO): metalloaminopeptidase activity; zinc ion binding
Source: RefSeq, a predicted model, not a curated record
UCAAAUCCCGCAGCCAGCGCGCUCGGCCGCUCCGCGCCUGCGCGGACUCUGUUCGCGCCGCGCCCCACCCCGCGCUUCCCCAGGGGCGGGCCUGGCGCGCGCGGAUGACGUCACGCGGCGCGUGCCGGGUCGCCCGUGGUAACCCCGAGACCGCGGAAGUGGAGACCAGCGGGCAGGCGGUCGAGCCAGGUAACCUGUGCGCCCGGGUUGGGUCCCCGCCUUCCUCUCGUGCUCACCGGCUACAGCAGCACCCCGUCCCGCUGGCGGCGGGCGCCCGCCCCUGCUUCGCCUUUGCGCUGGCAGCAGAGACCCCCUUCCCCUCAGCUCCCCGGACUCCGGGGUCGGUAACCCGCCCUGGGCGCCCCCGCUGACCGCCCCAGCCCCCGGCAUUGCGAUGGGCCUGGACCCCGCUGUCCCGCCGCCUUAGCCUGGUCUGCUGCCGCCUCCUCUCUCUUGGGCCCGCACCACCCGUCCCGCGCCCUCCGAGCCCUACAGGGCACGUCCGCAGCCCGGGCUGGGCAGACCCAGCAGUCCGAGUCUGUCCGUGCCACCUGCGGCGAAGCCCGCCCUCCCGCUGCCCCAGGACCCUUGUCGAAAGCACCAAGUUCUGAGUUUGGGUGUCGCUGAAGAGCAUGCCUUCCCUGUCAGUCUGGAGUUGGCGCACUAACGCACGUAUUCAGCGGGCUGAGGGCAUGGCGGUGGCUGCGGUGGCGCAGUCAUGCGAACGUCUAUUGUGAUAAUGAUCCACGUGGGAGCCAAUCAGCUGCCGAGUACUCACCGAUGACUUCAUCUGUACAGCUGCAGCCCUGUGAUGUGAUCACCAAAUAAAUCUCUAGGUUGUCAGUCAGCGACCUCAUUCUCUGCAAAGACCGUAAGUACAGUACUCCGUUGCCAAUGUAGGCCUUCGGGAUCCUCUCCAGGAAGAGCUCUUUGGCUCAAGUUCGGCUACCCUACAGCAGGCCUCUUGCCUUGCAGCCCAGCGCCAUCGCUCGUUCAAGUUCACGGCGAACGCUGAACGCCUGCAGCCUGCGGGCUGCAGAAGGCGUCACCACUACCCACCGGGCGCUCGCAGCGCCCCCUGCUGACGCCACCCGCAAUGUGUAUCUCUUUUUAAGUCUGAAAUACUGAACUUCAAACAAUCCUUGCUAUUGUUUAUAUGCUUUUACUGCGUCUUUUGUUCCAAAUUAAGUGAUAUUCUCUAUCUUCUGUAGGUCACUUGUGGAAAAAAAUCACUGUAAAUCAUUGUGAGACUGAAAGUUGUGGAAGCAUAACUUGUGGCAUAGGUGUUUUUUGAGGAAGCAGCCAUUUAUGAAUCUGGAGGAUUAAGGCAAGAGAGGAAGCUCCAUCUGAGAUUUUAACCAACCUUUCAAACAGCAAACUACACCAUGGACCUGAAGCUAGACCCUUCCCGAGAUGAUCUGCCUCUUAUGGCCAACACCAGCCACAUGCUUGUGAGGCACUAUGUGCUGGAUUUAGACGUGGAUUUUGAAAGUCAUAUCAUUGAGGGCACCAUAGUGCUUUUCUUUGAGGAUGGAAAACAAGUCAAGAAACAGACCAGUUCCACCAAGGAAACCUGCCAGUUGGAGUCAAGUGAAGCCCGCAAACUUAGGACACCUGAACCUUGCCAUAUUCCUGUGACAAAUGUAAGGACCUUGUCAUCUAAAAUGGGAUAUAAUGAUUUUGCAAUCUGUGAUAAAGGUGAAAAAGAUACUUCUGAUAAAGAUGGUAACCAUGACAACCCAGAACAGGCUUCUGGUCUCUGUAACUCACAGUACUGCUGCGACACAGGGGACCACGGGAGGGAGGGUUUUUUGCUGGUGCUGGACUGCUGUGAUUUGUCUGUGUCAAAGGUCGAGGAGGUGGACGUCGCUGCUGUGCCAGGCAUUGAGGAAUUUACAAGGUCUCCCAAGCUCUCGGUUAUUUCUGAGGAGCUCAGGAAUGAGGUUGUUGGUGAACUUGUGACUCUGCCUGCAGAUCGUUGGAGGGAGCAGUUAGACUAUUAUGCUCGCUGCAGCCAGGCUCCUGGCUGUGGGGAACUGUUCUUUGAUACUGAUACUUGGAGCUUACAGAUCAGGAAGACAGGGGCUCUGACAGCUUCUGAGUUUCCUCAUGCCAUCAGGAUAUGGUACAAGACCAAACCCGAGGGGCGGUCAGUUGCUUGGACCUCAGACCAGAGUGGCAGGCCGUGUGUUUAUACUGUGGGAUCGCCCAUAAACAACAGGGCCCUUUUUCCCUGCCAGGAGCCACCCGUUGCCAUGUCAACAUGGCAGGCUACGGUCCGAGCAGCUGCAUCUUUUGUUGUUUUAAUGAGUGGGGAAAAUUCUGCCAAGCCAGCACAGCUUCGGGAAGGGUGCUCAAGCUGGCAUUACUACGUAACCAUGCCGAUGCCCGCCUCCACCUUCACAAUCGCAGUGGGAUGCUGGACAGAAAUAAAGUCGGAGACGGAUCUGGUGACAGAGCGGCCCUUCCCAUCCCCCGAGGCCAACUUCAGGUGUGCUGGUGUUUGUGGUCACACGGAAUACCCCUGCCGCUUCCAGGAUGCCUCUGCCACUGCCCAGGAGGUCAUUCCUCAUCGAGUCUUUGCCCCGGUGUGCCUCAGGGAUGUCUGCCAGGAGACCCUCGUGCCUCUGAUCCCUCCUUGCCUCUCUGCUGCGCACUCUGUCCUGGGAACACACCCGUUCUCCCGGCUGGAUAUACUCAUUGUUCCUGCCAACUUUCCAAGUCUGGGGAUGGCCAGCCCACACAUCAUCUUCCUCUCUCAGAGCACCUUGACAGGCACGAACCACCUCUGUGGGACCCGUCUCUGCCACGAGAUCGCUCACGCCUGGUUUGGCCUCGCCAUCGGGGCCCAGGACUGGACGGAGGAAUGGCUCAGCGAAGGCUUCGCCACUCACUUGGAAGACGUGUUCUGGACCAAGGCGCAGCAGCUGACGCCCCACGAGGCCCAGGAGCAACAGGAGCUGAGAGCCUGCCUGCGCUGGCGUCGCCUCCAGGAUGAGCUGCGGAGCUCCCCCGAGGAGAUGCAGGUGCUGAGACCCAGUAAAGAGAAAACUGGCCAGGUGAGUGAUUCAGGAGCUUCUGUGGUCAAACAUGGACUCAACCCCGAGAAGAUCUUCAUGCAGGUUCAUUAUCUAAAGGGCUACUUCCUUCUCCGGUUCCUUGCCAAAAGACUUGGAAAUGAAACCUAUUUUUCGUUUUUAAGAAAAUUUGUACACAUGUUUCAUGGACAGUUGAUUCUCUCUCAGGAUUUCCUUCAAAUGCUGCUGGAGAGUACCCCAGAGGAAAAAAGACUCGAGCUAUCUGUUGAAAACAUCUUCCAAGACUGGCUUGAGAGUUCUGGAAUGCCAAAGCCGCUGCGGAGCGAGCGCCAGGCCGAGUCGGAGUGCGGGCUCGCGCGGCAGGUGAGCGCCGAGGUCACAAAAUGGAUUCGAGUGAACCGCAGACCCCGAAAACGGAGGCGAAGGCAGGAAAACGAGGUGUUUGAAAAGGGUAACGAGAGUUCCCUUGGAAAUGGUACAGUUGGAGGCACACCUGACUGGGCGGCGAAGGCGCCUGCAACUUCAGCCAACACCCAUGGCUAAGAAUAGCUCCUCUGCGGGUGCUGUUAAUCUCUGGGCAGUUCUUCACCACUAGGUCAUGGACCCCAGAGGCUGGCGAGACUGAGGUAAGCCUGGCGUGUCCUUGCUUCACCUCUCCUCUUGAGACCUUGUUCCUCCUCCUGGUGCUGGCCGUCCUCCCUCCAUGUCCAUUCAGAGGCCUGGCCCCUGUGCCCACAGUGCCUUCUGCACUCACACAGUGACCCCUUCUUUCCAGCAACGCCGACUCCUCCCUGCCCCUCUCUGUCAUGUGCCUACCUUUCUUUGACAGGUGAUGUGACAGACCAGUAGAAUUGAAAGGCUUGUGACUCUGUGGUCCUCUUCUCAGUGAUUCCUCCUGUUAAGAGAGGGACCCAGAAGGUACAAUUGCCAGGCCAAAGCUUCCCCUUCCUAACGGUGAAAUAUUAGGUUAAUUGUGUGACACCUCAGUGAACGAUAGACUUACCCUGCUUAAUGUGCCUUUCACCAAAAAGGUCACGUGGGAAGUUUUUGACAUUUAGAAAUAUGACCUUUAAGUUGAAUCUUCAGCAGGACUCAGCAAAUCACAAAACAGUUUUUGUAUUUUCUUUAUUUGGGGACAUUAGACAUGGGAGUAGAGUAUGAAAUUCAGAAUGAUUCUACAUAGAGGAAAUAGCAAAAAUAAAAUUGCAUAUUCAGAAGUUAAAUGCUAGAAAUUCCAUGUGCGAGCACUUAAAUUUGGCAGUAUGGUAAACAGACAUUUACAGUAUCAGAUUACAUUAUUUGCUUAAUCCAGAGGGAUUUAAAAGUAUUGUAUGUUGCUCGCUGUCCCUGUUUUGCUGUUAUCUCUUCAUGAAGCCAUUGAAAAUGAGAGAGUUGCUUUCUGAGUGACAUGUCGAGGACAUAUCCCUCUUUGUGUUCUGUUGGAAGUUGGCUAUGAGUCCCAACAGACCUGUUGCCUUGUUCUCCAGGGCAUGUGUGAGAGCAGGAAAAUUUCCAGUUACAUCUGAAACAUAAGCAUGUUCUCAUUUCUUGUUCAAAACCAACAUGUAACAAGUGGUUGUCUCGACUUUAUUUUUAUUAUAAUUUUAGAUAGUAGCUAGCUAUCUUUAUAAAGGGAAUCCUUGACAAGAGAAGAGAGAUUCAGACAUUUGUUAAAACUCCCCACCCCAUUUUCUCUUCCCUAGCCCUGGAGGUCUAUGUGGUAGAGUAGCAUCACGAUUCCAAAGGACAUUGCAAACUGACAAGUACAAAUCGAGUCCCAGUACAGUCAGGUAGAGAAUUUACGCCCUGCUCCUUAACACUGGGAGAGCUGAAGGUGGAGCAGUUGGGAAGUAGAUGAAGGUCAUUUUCAAAUUGGACUCGUACGUUCAUUCGCUCUUCCGGCUCCUUGGGCCUCAUACGGCUGCAGGCCUACAGGUUCAGAAGCUGUAAAUGCCCCCAUCUUCAAGGGGAGGUGGGGGCAGUGGCGCUCGAUUCUGUUCAACUGGCAGUCUCAGGUUGGACUGAGCCACCCUGUGAGAACACAGAGGCUCGUGUGAUUAUAAUGAGGACCUCAGAGGGGACAGGGCGAGGACGGCCUUGCUGACACUUUGAGGCUGGACUCGAUCGCUUGUUAGGGUUUUUAAUGUUUUAAUGUUUUUAAUGAAGGGAAGGAGUGGGAGUACAUCUGUACACCUCGCACUUUGCUUAGGAAAGAGGAACAAUAUUUUCUUCUUAGGAAGAAAAACAUUGUUUGCACCAGUCACACACUACCUCCCUCCUGAAGCUCAGCAUGUUUGAAAAGGCUGCCCCCAUCACGUACCCUGUCUGAGUGGUCAGUCUGCAGGGCUAGCAGUUGACCUGCAGUUUAGGAUCAGUUGGAGCAUCUUGAGAAUCAAGUGUUUGUUGGUGCCUAAGGUGGGUAGUAACUUGUGUACGGAAGUUCCUUUAGCUUGUGACUUGCCGUUUUUUAAGUAAUCCCUGUAUUUUAAAACCUCUGCUGUGUGGCGGAGCUGGUCUGUCCGUGCAGACAGGCAGAUCGUUCUCUCCUCCCAGAUUUGCCUUCUGCUGCAAAUGUUUUCAGAUGCCUCAGCUGGAGGUGGGGUGAUCGGGUGUGUGAGUGUGGAUUAUGGGCCUCAGAGAGCGUUCCUGUGACAGGGGUCACACUGAGCUGCUCGAACACAAAGGAUCAUAUGUGUGUUUGUGUUUUGAAUCU